Messenger RNA from Zonotrichia leucophrys gambelii, 3501 nucleotides. RefSeq names its product zinc finger and BTB domain containing 45 (gene ZBTB45). Lineage: Eukaryota; Metazoa; Chordata; Aves; Passeriformes; Passerellidae. The transcript is spliced from 3 exons. Bases 1287 to 2909 code for a protein of 540 amino acids. Gene Ontology annotation, biological process: regulation of transcription by RNA polymerase II. Gene Ontology annotation, molecular function: protein binding; DNA-binding transcription factor activity, RNA polymerase II-specific; RNA polymerase II cis-regulatory region sequence-specific DNA binding. The record is from RefSeq and is a predicted model, not a curated record.
CGGAAGUGACGUCAGCGAGCGGCGGCGGCGGGAGCCGAGCGAGGUCCCGCCGGCCUCGCCGCUGUCCCCAGCGCUGUCCCCGUGCGUGUCCCCAGCACCGCCAGCCCCGUGUCCCUCUGUCCCCUCUGUCCCCGCUGUCCCCGCUGUCCCCGCUGUCCCCUCUGUCCCCUCUGUCCCCGCGGUCCCCACCAUCUCUGGCUCUUGCCGUGUCCCAGCUGUCCCUGCUAUCUCUGUGUCCCCUGUAACCCCACCAUCCCCAGUGUCCCCCAAGUCCCCAGUGUCCCCAGUGUCCCCUCUAUCCCCAGUGUCUCCUCUGGCUCCAGUGUCUCCCUGUGUCUCUAGUGUCACCUCUGUCCCCUGUGUCCCCUUGUCCCGUGUCCCCUGUCCCCUUCUAUCCCCAUCAUCCCCAGUGUCCCACUGUCCCCUCUAAACCCACCAUCCCCCAGAGUCCCCUCUAUCCCUGUCUCCCCAUUGUCCCCCAUCCCCCAUUGUCCCCCAUUGUCCCCCAGCGUCCCCUAUUGUCCCCCAUUGUCCCCAGUGUCCCCCAUUGUCCCCCAUUGUCCCCAGUGUCCCUCUACCCGCAGUGUCCCCUCCAUCCUCACCAUCUCAGUGUCCCGAGUCCCCACCAUCCCCAGCGUCCCUGUGUCCCCUGUGUCCCCUCUAUCCCCAGUGUCCCCACCAUCCCCUCUAUCCCUGUCCCCCCUCUCUCCCCAUUGUCCCCCUGUCCCCUCAGUGUCCCCUUUGUCCCUUCUAUUCCCAGUGUCCCCUCCAUCCCCUCUAUCCCCCACUCUCCCCAUUGUCCCCCAUUGUCCCCCUGUCCCCCUUUGUCCCCCAUUGUCCCCCAGUGCCCUCAUUGUCCCCCAGUGCCCCAGUGUCCCCAGUGUCCCCUCUAUCCCCAGUGUCCCAGUGUCCCCAUCAUCCCUCUAUCCCCAUUGUCCCCCAUUGUCCCCCAUUGUCCCCGUCCCCCAGUGUCCCCCAUUGUCCCCCAGUGCCCCAGUGUCCCCAGUGUCCCCUCUGUCCCCACCAUCCCCAGUGUCCCAGUGUCCCCACCAUCCCCGUGUCCCCUCUAGCCCCUGUUCCCCCUGAGUCCCCAGUGUCCCCUUGGUGUCCCUGUGCACCCUCUGUCCCCGUUGUCUCCCUGUCCCCCAGUGUUCCCCAGUCCCCCAUUGUCCCCCUGUCCCCCAUUGUCCCCUGUCCCCCAUUGUCCCCCUGUCCCCUGUUGUCCCCCUGUCCCCUAGUGCCCCCCUAGUGUCCCCCCCCAGUGUCCCCCCGUGCGCGUGGCCGCCAUGCCGGACGCGGUGCACCACAUCCACCUGCGCACCUUCAGCCGCUCGCUGCUGCGGGCGCUGGACGGGCAGCGCGCCCGCGGCCGCUUCUGCGACGUGACGGUGCGCGCCCGCGGCGCCUCGCUGCGCGCCCACCGCUGCGUGCUGGCCGCCGGCAGCCCCUUCUUCCACGACAAGCUCAGCCUGGGCCACUCGGCCAUCGAGGUGCCGCCCGUGGUGCCCGCGGCCGCCGUGCGCCAGCUGGUGGAGUUCCUGUACAGCGGCAGCCUGGCGGUGCCGCGCUCCGAGGCGCUGCCGCUGCUGACGGCCGCCGCCGUGCUGCGCAUCGAGGCCGUCAUCGGCGAGUGCGCGCGGAUCCUGGCGCAGGCGCGGCCCCUGGCGCCCGCGCUGAGCGCCGAGAUGGGCACGGGGAUGGGCACGGAGCUGGGCAUCGAGGUGGGCACAGAGAUGGGCACGGAACUGACCAGAGAACUGACCACGGAGAUGGGCACGGAGAUGGGCACACCAGUGGCCAGAGAACUGACCACUGAGAUGGCUACGGAGAUGGGCACUGAGGUGGCCACACUGCUGACACCGGCACUGACCACUGAGAUGGGCACGGAGAUGGCCACACCACUGUCCACGCCACUGGCAACGCCACUGACCAAGGGACUGACCGCUGAGACGGCCAUGGAGAUGGGCACUGAGAUGGGCACGGAGAUGGGCACACUGCUUACCAGAGAACUGACCACGGAGAUGGCCAGGGAGAUGGCCACACCACUGUCCACACCACUGGCCACUGAGGUGGCCACGGAGAUGGGCACGGAGAUGGGCACACCACUGACCACAGAACUGACCAUGGAGAUGGCCACGGAGAUUGGUACGGAGAUGGCCAAACCACUGUCCAGACCACUGACCACGCCACUGACCCCAUCCCUGACCACUGAGCUGGCCACUGAGAUGGCCACACCACUGACUGGAGAACUGACCACGGAGAUGACCACAGAGCUGGCCAGACCGCUGUCCACACGGCUGUCCACACCAUUGUCCACACCACUGAGCCCAUCCCUGACCACUGGACUGUCCACACCGCUGCCCACAGAAGUGCCCACGGCGCUGCCCAGCAGCGGGCACAGCCGCAAGCAGCGCCAGCCGCUGCGCCUGCCGCCCGUCCCGCUCAAGGAGGAGCGCCUGGAGGAGGAUGAGGACGGCGAGGAGGAGGAGGAUGAGGAGGCGGCGGGGGAUGAAGGCGCCCCCCGGGCCCCGCUGCUGUCCCUGCCGCGUUUCGGUGCCGCCAUCGCCCCUGAGGCGCCGUGGGCGGGGCCCGGAGUGGGCGGGGCCGGGCCCGGGGCGCCGCCCUGGUGGGCGGGGCCGGGAGGGGGCGGGGCUCUCAGGGCCCCCCCGGUGCCCCCCGGAGCCCCCCGGGGCCGGGCCCAGCCCCCGCCCCCGUACCUGUGCGGGCACUGCCAGAAGAGCUUCAGCUCCCGCAAGAACUACAGCAAGCACCUGUUCAUCCACUCAGGUGAGAAGCCGCACCAGUGCCCGGUGUGCCGGCGCUCGUUCUCGCUCCGCGAUUACCUGCUCAAGCACAUGGUGACCACAGUGACCAGUACUGACCACACUGACCACACUGACCCACACUGACCACACUGACCCCAUUGACCACACUGACCACACUGACCCACAGUGACCACACUGACCCCACUGACCACACUGACCCACAGUGACCACACUGACCCCACUGACCACACUGACCACACUGACCCACACUGACCACACUGACCACACUGACCCACACUGACCGCACUGACCACACUGACCACACUGACCCACACUGACCGCACUGACCCACACUGACCACACUGACCACACUGACCCACACUGACCGCACUGACCAGUACUGACCCACACUGACCCACAGUGACCACACUGACCCACAGUGACCACACUGACCAGUACUGACCAGUACUGACCACACUGACCCACACUGACCACACUGACCCGCACUGACCACACUGACCCACACUGACCACACCAACCCACACUGACCACAGUGACCACACUGACCCACACUGACCACACUGACCACACUGACCAGUACUGACCACACUGACCACACUGACCACACUGACCACACUGACCGCACUGACCACACUGACCCACACUGACCACACUGACCACGCUGACCACACUGACCACACUGACCACACUGACCACACUGACCACACUGACCACA